AUGAAAGACUACUGGACGGAAACCGACCACAGUCACGGUCACCACCAUGUGGCAGCCAAGCACGUCGAGGUUGAUUCUCACCACCAGGAGGGCGAAGGCGGCGGCCUGCCGCUGUGGGCAGCGAAGCUUCUCUCGGCGCUCCUGCUCGCGACGGUUUCCGCCUGCUGCUUCCUGCUCCCCGUCUACAUCGCCCGCCAGGCUCGGAAACACGCGCGGAAAGGCCGCACCGACAGCCGCUGUCGCCUCUUCCAGACUCUCCUCUCCGUCGUCAACUGCUUCGCUGCGGGCGCCUUUCUGGGUCUCGCCGUGAUUCACGUGCUUCCCGAAGCCGUGAGCCAGCUGAAUCAGGACGGAUUCCUCCUCGUUCUGCCAGGGAGCGGCGUAGACCACCAGCACACGUACAACAUCGCGUACGUCCUCGCGGCUGUCGGGUUCACAGCGAUGCUCGGCCUCGAGCUGCUUCUCGCUGGCGGUCACGCACACUGCCACCACGACUCGCUGGACUCGAUCGCCACGGGCCCUGGCGGCGGCGUCUUUCUGGCGGCGCCGGACAGCGCGCGCGGCCGACCGUCUCCGUCGCCCUCGCCGCGGUCUCUCCCGCACUCGUCGCACCACCACGCCCAGCACCACAUUCUGUGCACAGCGGCGAACUACUGUCCCGACUGCGACGACUGCCUCGAGGCUGUGACGACAGUGAACGGCGUGUCUGGCGAACGCGACAUGCAAGGAGACGCGGGCGGCGCGGGGAGCGUCGAGCUGCGUCUGGUUGCGCGUCGUCCGACGGCUCCCUCUGCCCUCGAAGAGUGCGCCUCGUGUGCGCCGGCUGCGCGCGAUAGUCUUGCUCUGCCUGGCGGACAGCGCGGAGACGCGGGUAGCUGUCCCUCCAAGGUCGCCUGCUUGCACAGUCUCGAGUGCCGCAGGAGCGAGACCAGCGACGGAGCUGCGCAGAGGCUCGCGACCCCGAGCACCUUUGUCAAAUGCCACGACGAUGAGGCCUCCGACAUCGCCGUCCACGUCUCGGCGACUUCGCCGUCUUCCUCCAACGCCUCUGGGCAAAGACGCGAAUCUCUCGGAUUCGCGACCCACGCGACCAGACAGACGAGCGGAUGCGCCGGGAAACAAACGCCAGGGUGCUGCAGCAAAGACGCGGGAAAUGCAGUCGAACAUGCUGCCUGCGGACGCCCAGACACCUGCUGUGGAGCACGCACCGGCUGCGAUGACGGAUGUGGAACGCAUUCUCACUGCCCGGAUUCGGACUCUCGCGUCCACUCUGGAUCGAUCGGCGCCAACGUGCAGGGUGGUGACCACCUAGGAGGCCGGCACGCAAGUGGCGUGCGAGGCGUUAGCGAGCACGGCGAGUGUGCCGGCGGGCCCCGAAAGAAAACACUGUCGAACGCCGCGCUUCCGAGCGUCGGCGGAUGUCAGAAGCAUGAGUCAUGCAACUACUACGGGAAACGCGAGCAUUCAGUUCCUCCUCUCCACAUCCAGGCAGCUGCAGCGGGGUCCGGUCUUCACGGAGAGAGCAAGGGUUGUGAGCGGCUCUGCCACGGCCGAACCGACUCGGGGCAUAUUUUGCACCGACACCACGGUGGCAGGGAACGCAGUCGAGUCUCAGGACUCGGAGGACACGCUGGCCAAAAACUGAAGGGCUUUCUGCGGUGUUUCAAGGGACUUGACGGCGCCAAAAUCUCCCUCGCGGUCUCCCUGGGAGUCCACGCCAUUUUUGAAGGUAUCAUUCUCGGUACAACUCAGGAAAGCGAAAACGUGUGGAUUGCUACGCUGGCGAUCCUCGGGCACAAGGGCGCAGAGGCAGUUGCAGUCGCGACAACUCUGCUGAAACUCAACAUGGGCAAGAUUCCUUUUAUCCUGAUGUUGGCGGGCUUUGCUCUGGCGUCCCCUGUUGGCAUCUUUAUUGGGGUUUUCGCGGCGGUUGGCGGAUCAGGCGUUUCGGGCGUCUUCAACGCGCUGGCUGUUGGCGCCAUUCUCUAUGCGACGAAUGAGAUGCUCUCAGAGUUUACCGGAAGAUGCUCGCGCAAGAGACGCUUUGUAAAGUUUUUGGCAUUUCUUGUCGGACUUGGGCUUUUAUUUGGGUUAGACCUCAUUCACGCGCCGUUCUGCCAUCACCACAACCACAGCCACGGAUACCACGCUCACGAGGGGGAGCAUGACCACGCACACCACCACCACUGA
Messenger RNA from Besnoitia besnoiti, 2190 nucleotides. RefSeq names its product metal cation transporter, ZIP family protein. Gene Ontology annotation, cellular component: membrane. NCBI's taxonomy places the organism in Eukaryota, Apicomplexa, Conoidasida, Eucoccidiorida, Sarcocystidae. The record is from RefSeq and is a predicted model, not a curated record. Gene Ontology annotation, biological process: zinc ion transmembrane transport. The coding region runs from base 1 to 2190 and encodes 729 amino acids. Gene Ontology annotation, molecular function: zinc ion transmembrane transporter activity. The transcript has 8 exons.